AUGAUGAAGAAGAAGAAGUUUAAGUUUAAGGUGGACUUCGAGCUCGAGGAGCUCUCCUCGGUCCCCUUCGUCAACGGGGUCCUCUUCUGCAAGAUGCGGCUGCUGGACGGCGGCAGCUUCACCGCCGAGUCCUCCAGGGAGGUGGUGCAAGCAAAUUGUGUUCACUGGAGAAAGAAGUUCUCGUUUAUGUGCAAAAUGAGUGCCAGCGCCUCCACCGGCAUCCUGGAUCCUUGUAUCUACAGAGUGUCUGUACGGAAGGAAUUAAAAGGUGGGAAAGCUUACGCAAAGCUGGGCUUUGCAGAUCUAAACCUGGCAGAGUUCGCUGGAUCAGGAAAUACCACCCGCCGCUGUUUACUGGAAGGCUAUGAUACCAAAAAUACAAGACAGGACAAUUCCAUCCUUAAAGUUUUGAUCAGUAUGCAGCUGAUGUCCGGUGACCCAUGUUUUAAAACGCCUCCUUCCACAUCCAUGUCAAUACCAAUCGCUGGGGAGUCAGAGUCUCUGGAAGAGGAUAGGAAAGGUGGCGAGACCCUCAAGGUGCAUCUUGGAAUAGCAGAUCUUUCAGCAAAGAGUGCCUCUGUUCCAGAUGAACUUGGUGCCUGGGGACACUCUAGAACAUCAAGCUAUGCAAGCCAACAGUCCAAAGUGUCAGGAUAUAGCACAUGUCACUCCCGGUCAUCCAGUUUCUCCGAGUUCUGCCACAGGAGAAAUACCUCAGUGGGAAGCACCUCAACAGGGAUUGAAAGCAUUCUUGAGCCAUGCGACGAAACUGAGCAAAUCACAACUGACCCAAAUCCAGACCCUGCGGCCGCCGUUAAGGAAGAAGAAGCUUCUGAAAAACUCGCCAGAUGCCCAGUGAAGCAGGAUUCUGUUGAGUCUCAGCUGAAGCGGGUUGACGACACCAGAGUGGAUGCUGAUGACAUUGUGGAGAAAAUCCUACAGAGUCAGGACUUCAGCCUGGACUCCAGUGCAGAAGAAGAAGGGCUGAGGUUAUUCGUGGGACCUGGGGGAAGUACAACCUUUGGCAGCCACCACCUUCCAAACAGGGUCGGAUCUGGAGCCUAUGAACAGGUUGUGAUCAAACGCUAAAGUGAAACUGGCAGGUGGAAGCUUCCCUGUGUGGACAACAGGUGUUUCAAGGUGUGUUAGUCAAGCAUGCAAGAAAAACUAGGAGCCUGUUUUCAAAGUGGAGUUCAUCUGUGAAGAGGCAAGCAGAACUGAUUCCUUCUUAAAGCAUCCCUCACCGUCCUUUCCCACCUACUCACCCACUGUGGGGAGCAUGUGAACGGAUGGGGGUGGGGAGCAGGGUUGGGGCAGUGAAGGCCUGGCCUGCAUCAGCACCCAGAAUGAAAGGUCUGCUUGUGCUUCUGAAAAACCCACACUGGACACAUCUGAGGGUGAUUUUAAUAUUCCAGCAUAAAUAUCAAAGUUGGGGGUGCUCAACAGGUCUGGGCUCUGUUUUUAAAUUUUAUGUUUAACAGACAGUACUUGAGGUCAGUUUAAACCCUAUAAAGUCUAUCAAGAUAGUUGUAAUUCCUAUGAAGUAAAUCUUCCAUGUCCUGUUACCUACAGCAUUGUACUAAGUGUAUUAACUCCUUUUAUGCAGAAAUUGGCAGAAAGAGCGGGUGUAUGCUUUGGGGAAGUAUUAUGCUAUAACUUAAACAUUUUAAAUACUUUAUAAUUCUGAACAUUUCAGACUUAAAUCAAAUGGCAAAUGUGUCCAAGUCUGCGACAGGUGGACGGAAGGAAUGCCAUGAUGGCACAGCAUCUAUUAUUCCUGUCGCUAAUAUUAGGUGAGCUGCAAAAGCCCCAGUGCCACAGUGUAAGAGUCACAGUGAACGUGAUAGUCAGUACAUUAGGCUACCAUAGGCAAGCUACAAGGAAAGCUGUUUCAUAAUCCAUUCAGUACUAAGAUGCGCUGGUCUGGCGGUCAGAACAGACUCGAAACUGUCAGAUGGUCAGAAAGAUAGCAUUCUUCUUAAGGAAGCCAGAUCUCUGGGAACAGACACUUACCAUGCUGUGCUAAUGGACAGACGUCUGAGCAGCUGAGUGGCGUCCAUUUCACUGACGCCAUGGGACUGGCGCUUUCCUAUUUCAGCCUCUUUGACCCGAGGCUGUUUCUUUACUGUGUCAGAAUUUAGCUUUUUGAAGCCAGAGUAGACUAUAGCAUACCUCUAAUACAGCUUUUAGGGUCCAAAUAUCUAGUCUGGAUCCAUGUUAACAGCACAGCGCACAAUCUGUAGUUUUUCUGGUCUUACUUGACAGUACCCAUGUAGAAAGAGCUACACUUCCCUUUGCUGAAAAAAAGCAUAGGUCAUACAGAGCCAUCAGUGCCCGAGUCCUCUUCACAAUCAUGUCUGAGAAGACGGUAGGUCAGAACAGAAUUACUCUGGCCGAGGUACUCUUAUAUUGACAAAAUAAUUGUUGCAAUGUUCAAAUAUCCAGAUUGGGAAGUUUGGAAAAAUUAGAAUUGUUUGUGUUAGAAUUUUUAUUUGACUAUCCCAAGAAUGAGGUAGUCUACAUUAAUCCAAACUAUUUUUACAAAUAGAUUCUGAUUUAAAAAAAAAAAUAACACCCUAUUUUGGAAUAUUUUGAAUACUAAAAGAAAGGAUUAUCUGUGUCAGGUUAAGACACACUUAGAGGGCAGGACACUGACCUAACAUCUUGAGCCAGGUUAUCCAAAUAAGUGAGGACAUGCUGUCUGUUUCCAGGUGAGCAGAUCCAUUGUAUGUUACAACAAAAUCAAAGUAAGUUUUAACUAGACUUAACGAAGACAUUAUUUAGAGAGGUUUAGUCUGACAAUUUUAAAAGCAUAUUUUUCUAUUUUAAAAAUAUAAUUUCUAGGCUAUAUUUUUAUUGGCGCUUCUGCAAAUGACUUUGGAUUCUAAAGACAUAACAACACUAGCUUGUGAGCAUGGUUCAGUGAGGCCGCUCAUCAGACACAUGAAGGUGCUGUAGUAGGGACGGAGCUUAGCCUUUGCCUGGCUGCCCUGGCCCUAUACCUUACCACAGGAUUAGGUCUUGGCAUUUUAAAUGGUACAGAAACUUUUUUUUUAGAACAGUAUAAUGUGUGGGUCUGGGGAAUAUAGCUCAGGUGGUAGAAUGUUUGCCUAGACUACACAAAGUCCUGGGUUUAAUCCCCACCCAGUACAUAAACUGGGCAUGGUGGUAUAUGCCUAUAAUCCCAGCACUUGGAAGGUAUAGGCAGGAGGAUCAGAUGUUUAGGGGCAUUCUUGGCUCCAUAGGGAGUUGGGGGCCUAUGUAGGCAGUGUGAUACUCUAUCUCUCAAAGGAAAAACAAUAAUGUGAAGACAUUUUGAAAAGUGUAAAAAUGAUGCCUUUUCAUUUUAGCAGCUACUAAUUUUGAUUUAUAUAUUCUUAAGUAUUAUAAAAAUUCACUUAAAAAGUAGAAACAUGGAGUUGGAAGGGGAAAGAAUAGCUAUGACUCUCGAGUCAGCUGAAGUCUGGAUUCCCCCUCCUCUCGUGUCUGAGAGUAUAUUCUGCAUUCAUAUUUCAGUACAGUCCUAUUGGAAUGUGAAGGGCUGUUGGAGUGUCUGCAUUUCUAUUCUUUCUGCACAGCAGAUACUGCCAGGCUUUCAGCCACAAGACUAUUUUGAAAGCUGUUUGCUAAGUACCAAGUCUACUUUUAACUCUGCUUUGAGUUUAGAAAGCAAUAGACUUGCAAAAUAUAGGCUCUUAACAAAAUAUUUUUUUAAUAUUAGUUCAAAUUUUAAACAGUCCAAUCUUGGAGAAAUUUUUAGCUGUGAGUUGUUUUCUACAUCUGUCCUAAAGAAAAGACAGACAGCACCCUUUAAAGCUAGUAUUUGUGAUGAGACAGAAGGAAUACCUUGUUCAGAAGAAUGCACAGGCCAGUUCAGGAGAGCUUCUCCUGCCACAGGCUGGUGACAAGACUGUACAGGAUGUGACAUAUAGAAAAGAAGGCCCUGAGUCAUUAGAAUACACCUGAAUGUUGGGCUCUGUUUUUCGGCAGUGUUAAAAGGCAUCUGUAUACAAACAACUAAUGUAUAUUAACACUUUUGAUAUUAAGGUCUUGACCAACAACCCCAAACUCUACCAUCUCAUUCCAGCAUAAAACCAUGUGAAUAAUAUCCAAGCUAGAUUCUUCUGUAUAUGUUUUUGUUUUUUUAGUUUGUUUUUGUUCUUUUAUGUACAAAACUGUGAGUCACAGAGGCAGACCGACCACUUAACCCCCUUUUUACUAGAAGGAAAAAAAAUCUUCAACUAAUUUCCAUUCAAAACAUACUCAAAUUCAGACUCACACCUGUAAUCCCAAUACUUGGGAGGCUGAGGCAGGAGGAUCUAGGAGGCUAGCCUGGGAUACACGGUCUCCUUGAGUUCAAGGACAGUCUGGAUCCCAUGGUAAUCUUGAACCCAAAAUGAGACUUUUAAAUCAGGCAGCACCAAGUUUUGGUAAGUCAAAGCAUCCAGAAGCAAUUCCAGAUUCUCAGAUUUCCAUGUUAAAUAAACCACUCUUGAAGCAUAAGCUGACAGUAUCAUUAAAUACUUAACCAAAACAUUUCUGAGGCUUCCGUGUUUAUAUCAAAUCUCUGAGAGACACAGUGAGCUCAUAUGACGAGAUUGUACUAUUUUCUUCACAAGUCUUUCAUGUGGACAUUUCAGAAAUUCAGUUCUCUUAGAUGGUACGCCUUGUGAGUAUGAUCAAGUAGGGUAGCUGUUAGGCCACUGUGCAUCUGGCUUCGUUAGGUACUGAGCAUAAUGUUAGUAGUCAAGCUGUGCGGAUGAAAUGUUCCUGUAGUAAGCCUAAGUUAAGACCGCUCUGGAAAUAAGGCCUUAUUCCCUUCUCCAUGGGGUUUUUAUCAGAAAAUGUAUAAAUGGUAAUAUGGGUCGUCUCCCCGUUAUAACAAAGAUGACAAGAAUUUUGAUUUAUAAUGUGUUCUGUAUUUUGAAAUGAGUAUGUUUACCUUAUAUAAUUCUUUCACUACUAUUCAUUGGCCAAAUUCAGUGCAAGGAAAGACAGACUAUAGAAGACUUUAACUUUGGCAAUAUGUCUUGAGGAUUACCUUUCUCCGUGUUAGUUCAGUCCUUUAGAGGUUAAUACAGUGUUUAUGAAAAAAUGUUACUGGUAGCUGAAGAACAGCUCAGUGGUAAGGAACCUUCCAGCAUGUGCAAGACUCUGGGGUUGGUCCUUAGCGCUGAAAAAAGAAAAUGAAGUGACUCCAUCGGAAUUCUGUUCUAAUCCUUGGAGAAUGACCUUCAUAUUUAUACAUGUCUAAUGUCUUAACCAGUGAUAAAAUCCAGGAAAUGUUUUUUAACAAAAUAAAAUUUUGUUUGUAAACUGUUUAUAAUAUAAAAGUGGAUCUUAUACAUGUUCAAUAAAAAGCAGUAUCUCAAAAGUUUA
Molecule: messenger RNA, 5379 nt
Organism: Grammomys surdaster
Lineage: Eukaryota; Metazoa; Chordata; Mammalia; Rodentia; Muridae
Gene: Eeig2
Product: family with sequence similarity 102 member B
Exons: 11
Coding region: 1-1089 (362 amino acids)
Source: RefSeq, a predicted model, not a curated record